AAGAAAAUCAACACUUACCAUUACACGUAUAAACAAAUGUCUAGAGUAUUAUACAGUAUCCGAACCAGAAAUCAUUACACUGCAGUAAAAAAAAAAGAAAGUAGAGCUUAUAUUGGACCAAUUGACAGGAACAUCUAUAAACCAUUACAAGCUAGAGAGAAUAUAAAAACAAUUAUACCAUACCAUUAGGAAAAACUUUACAAAGAAAACGGAAAAAAUAUCUGGAUAGUUAUACAACAUCAUUAUACUAUUUAGAAUCCCGGAAAAUUAAAAGAUUAUGUCUCACUGUAAAACAAAAUCCUCACAAUGUUAAAGAAUAUGUCUCACAGUAAAGCAGAAUGCUUACAUUUUUAUGAAUACUUGUGUCAGAAAAUUGGAUCAGAGACAAUAGUAAGAGCUAGACGAUUGACAUCUAUAACUGAUGACGCAACAAGAUCCAGCAAACUUAUUCCUAACAUAACCAGUGGAAGCAAGGGAGAAGGACUAGAUCUUAAAGGUAGUGAUAUUGAUAUAAUGAUAAUUCAUCCUUUAUAUGUAAUAUACGAAUCAAAUAAAGAUGUUGUCCAUGAUAGGAGGAAAGUGUUUGUAAUGGAUACUGAGGACACACCACCGUGUUUUACACUACUACAAAGUUAUACCAAUGUUGAUAAAGAAUUAAAUUGUAUCAAACAAAACCUACGACAACACAGAGGUAAAACCCUACUUUCAAGUGAGCUUUAUAAAUCACAACUAACAAAAAACAAAGAUUCAUUCCCAGAGUACAAACCACAAAUUCACGGUCCAUGUUUAUCAAUUUGUGAUGAAUCGUUGGAUUUAGCGUACUGCCUAAAAUGUGAUAAGUGGGUAUCUCAAGCCAAACCAUGGAUCUCAAGAUCACGUUCAAUAUGGCCUUCAUCUGAACUUAUCUCCAAAAUAACUUCAUGCGGUAUUUUAUUUGUUCCAAUUGGCAACAAGGGAUCUAUAAAUGAACAUCUUCAGUGGCGGAUAUCAUUUUCUGUUGCAGAGAAGAUACUGAUUUAUUCUUUCAGUCAUACCCAGUUACUAUGCUAUGCUUUGUUAAAGACAUUAUUGAAAGAAAUAGUAAAUGGAAAGAAAGAAUUAAAAGAUUUAUUGUGUUCAUACUUUUUGAAGACCCUGAUGUUUUGGAUGUUAGAAGAAAAUGACACAUCAGUCUGGAGACCCGACAAUAUUAUUCCCUGUUUUAUGGCCUGUUUAAAAAGGUUAUUAUAUUGUGUAGAAUAUUCAACGUUGUUACAUUAUUUCAUUCCUAAUAACAACUUGUUCUAUUUAAGAUUUAACAAUAAACAAAGGAACUCAUUUAUCAACGUCCUUAAGAAAUCAUACCAAAAUGGAAUUCAGAUUUUCUCGUCUUCUCAAACUUUACAGAAUUACAGACGAUUUCCAUGUGAAACUACAAGAUCGGUGUGCGAAAUAACUACAUUAAUUAAAGUAAUGAUUAAGAACAGACCAGUAUUUUCACUAAAAUAUCUACCAUACUUUUAUAAUUUGUAUACCUUGUUGCAUCAUUGUAAAAGUGAAUUAUCCAGAUGUAUCUUUCAACUGUCAAUCAUAAUAACAUAUCGACUAAUGCCUUUUGCACCACCACAUGUAAAUAACCCAAACAAUAAACAGCAUUACAAACUCUACAAACAUGACCUGAGCAAGUUGUUGGUAGGCGUAGGUUCAGAUGCAGUAUCAGGGUGGCUGAAAUUGGCUUCUUUCUUCUAUGGUCAAAACAAUUAUUUAACAUCAAUAGAUAUAAUAAAUUACACUUUGUCAAAAUGUGAAGAUGAAGCAAUAUUGUCCAAGAUUUCACUAACACAGACAAAGACACUGAAGCUAAUGUCACUAGUUAAGAAAAUACCAUCUCCAUAUGUCUGUUUUGACAAUACAUUAUCAGAUUCAUUCAUCCCGAUGGAGUUAAAGUCUCCUCAUACCUUUGAACUAUUGGCAUAUAUAAGUUCCAUACCAUUUGCACAUUUCCUCCGUUUUCUGUGUUGUUACCAUCUCCAAGACUUUAAAUCAAGUUGGAAUUGUAUGAACAAGUUAUUAGAAACAGUACGCGAAUACGAUCGAUUACAAGAAGGAUUGGAGCAGCGUGGGUUUGUGAACACAUAUAAUAUUCUUUUACAGGGAAUAGCUUUUCAGAUGCUAGGUAAAAUAGAUUUAGCAAGAAAAUACUUUCAUAUUGCUGCACAGGAGGAUCCGUAUAACAAAACAAGUGCUGCAUUUAGACUGCAUCAACUCUGUUGAAGUAAUGACAAAAUGAUAGGAAAUUAUUGCAUAUAUUUAUAUAUACAUGUGUAUUGAAUAUUAACUUAGUGAAAAGCUGGUGACUUAUAGAUGCUAAGCUCUAAUCAGUUGGUUUUUGAUGUAGAGUUUUAUCAUUGUUAAUACUACUUCAUCUAUAUAUUUUCAUGUAAUAAAACUAAUUUUAAUGUUACUAAAAUACCUACUUUUAACGCUAGAUAUAGAAUUCAGUGCGCCCAAAUGUUGUUUUUUGAACUUUAUAAGAUCUGACAUACAUGGUUCAACAGGAU
Messenger RNA from Mytilus trossulus (common blue mussel), 2540 nucleotides. RefSeq lists its product as uncharacterized. Gene Ontology annotation, molecular function: protein binding. The transcript has a single exon. The coding region runs from base 307 to 2253 and encodes 648 amino acids. The record is from RefSeq and is a predicted model, not a curated record. Lineage: Eukaryota; Metazoa; Mollusca; Bivalvia; Mytilida; Mytilidae.